Pseudo-nitzschia multistriata is the source of this 555-nucleotide messenger RNA. The record is from the annotation of a GenBank genome assembly. NCBI's taxonomy places the organism in Eukaryota, Bacillariophyta, Bacillariophyceae, Bacillariales, Bacillariaceae.
AGAAACGAUUCAUCGCAUCCACCUCCAUCCUUCCGCGAGGUCAUAAUUCUUUUGCUGGCACCAACCCAACCCAACCGAACCGAACUAACCCACACCACACCACACCACACCCGCACCAUGCCUCUUGUGCUCGACGAAUACGAAGACGACGACUGGGACGAACUCCCUGCUGAAAUCCAGAAGCUCUGCGAGGGCAUCGGAUACACCCAAAAGCUCUGGGACAAGGACAAGGAUCCCGAGUGCUUCGACAAGGACUGGGAAGAGCUGACGCCCACGGAGCAAGAGGCGGCGGCCAAGCUCGGCUACACCCCCGAGACCUGGGACGAAGAGGAGUGAGGCGGCCGUUUGCUCGCAAGGAUUCCGUAGGUAGCUCGGAAUGGAUCCCGCCCCACGGGCAUUUGGAAGGGAGCGAGGCGGCGGGAUUCUCGAGGAAGGCGCUCGACGCAACGCGACGAAAUGCCGAAACGAUCGAGGGAGCAACAAAACAUCCCUGGCGUGGUUCUCUAGAGUACCGAUAGAUUUAAAAUUAUAGAAAAAUCGAUCUAGUUUUGGACC